CCUUCUCAGAAUUACAGCCCGGAGGUCACAGCCUGGGAGGAGACUUUGGCAGUAUCAGCGCCGCCCCAGUACCAUUGAAGUCCCUUCCGCCAGCCGCACCCAUGCUUCUGGCGCGAAUGAACUCGCAGGUGCAGCCAGAGAACAGCGGGGCGGACCCGGGACCCCAGCAUCCCCUGAAGGGGUGCAGAGCUGCGGAUGUGGUAGUGGUGAAGGACAGUAACGGCGUUCAGUGCCUCCUGGCGCCCAGCGGCGGCGACUCGCAGCCCAGGGAGACAUGGGGCAAGAAGAUGGACUUCCUGCUGUCGGUGGUGGGCUUCGCUGUGGACCUGGCCAACGUCUGGCGCUUCCCCUACCUCUGCUAUAAGAACGGCGGUGGUGCCUUCCUGAUCCCGUACACCCUUUUCCUCAUCAUUGCUGGCAUGCCCCUAUUCUACAUGGAGCUGGCUCUGGGACAGUACAACCGGGAAGGGGCAGCCACCGUUUGGAAGAUCUGCCCACUCUUCAAAGGAGUCGGCUACGCUGUGAUCCUCAUCGCAUUCUACGUCGGCUUCUACUACAAUGUCAUCAUCGCCUGGUCGCUCUACUACCUCUUCUCCUCCUUUGCCUUCAACCUGCCCUGGACUGACUGUGGCCACGCCUGGAACAGCCCCAACUGCACUGACCCUAAGCUCCUCAAUGGCUCUGUGCUGGGCAACCACACUAAGUACUCCAAGUAUAAGUUCACGCCAGCAGCAGAGUUUUAUGAGCGUGGCGUCCUGCACCUUCACGAGAGCAGCGGGAUUCACGACAUUGGCUUGCCCCAGUGGCAGCUCUUGCUCUGUCUGAUGGUCGUUGUCAUCGUCCUGUAUUUUAGCCUCUGGAAAGGAGUGAAGACAUCAGGAAAGGUCGUGUGGAUCACAGCCACGCUGCCUUACCUUGUGCUGUUUGUGCUCCUGAUCCAUGGCAUCACGCUGCCCGGUGCUUCCAAUGGCAUUAAUGCCUACCUGCAUAUCGACUUCUACCGCCUCAAAGAGGCCACGGUGUGGAUUGAUGCUGCAACCCAGAUAUUUUUUUCCCUGGGGGCUGGAUUUGGUGUCCUGAUCGCAUUUGCCAGCUACAACAAAUUUGACAACAAUUGCUACAGGGACGCCCUCCUGACCAGCACCAUCAACUGCGUGACCAGCUUCGUCUCUGGAUUCGCUAUAUUCUCCAUCCUUGGGUACAUGGCCCACGAGCACAAGGUCAACAUUGAAGAUGUUGCCACUGAAGGAGCUGGCCUAGUGUUCAUCCUGUAUCCGGAAGCCAUUUCUACCCUGUCGGGGUCGACCUUCUGGGCUGUCGUGUUUUUCAUCAUGCUCCUGGCAUUGGGCUUCGACAGCUCAAUGGGAGGCAUGGAGGCUGUCAUCACGGGCCUGGCUGAUGACUUCCAGAUCUUGAAGCGACACCGGAAACUCUUCACACUCGCUGUCACCAUUAGUACUUUCCUUCUGGCCCUGUUUUGUAUAACCAAGGGUGGCAUCUAUGUGGUGACUCUGCUGGACACCUUUGCGGCGGGCACCUCCAUCCUAUUCGCUGUGCUCGUGGAGGCCAUCGGAGUGUCCUGGUUCUACGGUGUGGACAGGUUCAGCAACGACAUCCAGCAGAUGAUGGGGUUUAAGCCAGGCCUGUACUGGAGACUAUGCUGGAAGUUCGUCAGCCCUGCCUUCCUCCUGUUUGUGGUCGUGGUCAGCAUCAUCAACUUCAAACCACUCACCUACGACGACUACGUCUUCCCAUCCUGGGCCAACUGGGUGGGCUGGGGCAUUGCCGUCUCUUCCAUGGUCCUGGUCCCUGCCUACGUGAUCUACAAGUUCCUCAGCAUCCGGGGUUCCCUUUGGGAGAGACUGGCUUACGGCAUCACGCCAGAGAAUGAACACCACCUGGUGGCCCAGAGAGACGUCAAACAGUUCCAGCUGCAGCACUGGCUGGCCAUCUGAACCUGGCCCUGAGGAGGCGGAGGUGGAGCCCCGCCAAGCCAGUGUCCAGGUCAGCUGCAUCCGCUCCGCUCCUGCCCCAGACACUGUCUGUCUGGGGCUUGUCCUCCUGGAAGAUGUCCUUUCUGAACCCCUCUCCUUUGCCCAGUUCCAAAUGACUUAGUGACUCUGAUUUGUGUUCAUCUUCCGUUUAUCUGGCCUCUGGACUGUGACUUGGAGGACUGCCAGCCUCGAGGGAGAGGAGAAGAGAGAGAGUAGGGGAGACAGCUCCUGGUGAAGCCCUUGGUUUGAGAGAGUCCCAGCACUGGGGAGAGACUGUCUGAGCAAAAGGUAGAACCUCCAAGCACGCUGGCUUGUCCUCUGGGACAAGGAAGAAAUUGUCAGGCCACCAAAUCAGACAGAAGAGGGGCUUCAGUGAGAAAAUGAAAAUGAAAAUGGAGAGCAAGCAAGCAACAGACAUAAAACCUGUUUGGCUUCUGGGGAAAGUACCACUCAUCCUCCGUCUCCCUGGCCCAUCCUGGUCUGUGCUCUGGCCUGUGAGCCUCAGUCUGGAAGACUGGGUCUGGUUGUCCCUCAAGUGAAGCCAGGGACCAGAGGCUUUGCAGGAUCCUGAGCUAGUUCGUGUCUACCCCGGCUAAUCUGAGUCUGGGUUGAGCGUGUUCCAGAACCUUCCUCUGACUUCUGGACACCAGAGGGUCCAAUACCACCAUGGUGUCAGGAGAAGA
Ochotona curzoniae (black-lipped pika) is the source of this 2677-nucleotide messenger RNA. RefSeq names its product solute carrier family 6 member 2 (gene SLC6A2). Lineage: Eukaryota; Metazoa; Chordata; Mammalia; Lagomorpha; Ochotonidae. Gene Ontology annotation, biological process: dopamine uptake involved in synaptic transmission; sodium ion transmembrane transport. The transcript is spliced from 15 exons. Bases 102 to 1955 code for a protein of 617 amino acids. Gene Ontology annotation, molecular function: norepinephrine:sodium symporter activity; dopamine:sodium symporter activity; neurotransmitter:sodium symporter activity. The record is from RefSeq and is a predicted model, not a curated record. Gene Ontology annotation, cellular component: neuronal cell body membrane; presynaptic membrane; plasma membrane.